CACUUUCAAUUGAGGAGAUCACAGACUUUGUGGAGUUACUCUUGGUCCCAGCUGAAAUUUCUGAACACUCUUUAAAGUUAGCCCUCAUCAAGGCAUAUAUAACUGUGAAUGGAUCAGACUUCUUCAGUAUUGGGUGGAGUUGGGCUCAUAGCCUUUCAGUGUUCCAGAGCACACCUGGAAACCGCAGAAGCCUGGGCAAUUUUGAUAUUAGUGACCAUCUUUCCUGCCCUGCUAUAUUCAAGGCCAUCUGUCGGGGGAUGGCCAUCUGCCGGGAGUGCUUUGAAUGCGAUUUCCUGCUUCUUGGCAGGGGGUUGGACUAGAUGGCCCAUGAGGUCUCUUCCAACUCUACUAUUCUAUGAUUCUAAGGCUGAGGCCACACAGGUUGUGUAUCUGUGUACUUCCAGUGUAACCUCAACCACCACAGGGUGUAUCCUGAUUGGUUUAUCUGCCUUUCAACUGACUGUGAACACCUCUGUCUUGUCAGAACUCACACUCCGUUUCUUUGCCCUCAUCAGUCCAUUACAGAUGCUAGACAAAGGUUUAGAAAUCAAACAGAUUCCAUUGAAUUAUAUUAGAGUGGAAAAGAGAGUUGAAGGCCAUCACCAUGAAAUAUUUCCCUUUAUUUGUUGAUAGGCACAACCUCUUUCUUUGUGUAAUGACCAUUGUUAUCCAGGUUAUAGUAAAAGAAAGAAGGAAGGGAAGCCAUUUUGCUGCUAUGAUUGUAUUCCAUGUCCAGGAGGGAAGAUUUCUGCCCAGAAGGGUAAGAGUGGCCCAUCCUUCUUUCCUUCUUCUCUCCUUCCCUCCCUCACUCUCAAUCUUCUUAUGUCACAUGGAAUGUAUUUUCUAUAACUUUCCUUCACACUCUACAUGUAUAACAAAAAUCCUUUUUUCAAGACAAAAGUUGUUAUUUUAUUUUUCUGGAUUAAUAUGAUUUUUUAUUUUCAAUUUACAUAUUCAUAAAAAUACGGUGAAAUAAAUCUGUAUAUAUGUAUGCCUGCAUGAACCAAUACAAUAUUUCCUUAUAUCUGUACAAUAUGUAUUCAUAUUUAGUUAUACUCUCCCCUCCUCCAACCCCUGCCAGUUUUGUGACUUCCCGUUCCUUGGGUUGGAGACAUUCAUAUAUAAUUCUGUUCUUCCUUCUGUUCGGGGCGGGAUGAUGGUGAUGGUAUUGUAAAGGAGCUGGCCACAGUUCUUUUGUCAUGGACCGAUCACUACCUGGUCAGGUUUAGAUUCACUGGAGCUAAACUGGCUUGAGUCUUGCAAUCUGCAGAGGAGGCCCUGCUCUCAGUCCCACCCCCGUCUCAAGCACAGUUGGUGGAAACGAGAGACAGGGCCUUCUUCGUGGUCACUCUCCACCUCUGGAACCCCCUCCCAAAAGAAUUAAAAACUGCUCCCUCUCUUCCUGCUUUAAAUAAACUGCUGAAAACCUACAUACAUACUGCGGCGUAUGGAGAGGAGGAGACUAAUAUGGCCAAUGUCUACUCUCGCCUAGACAUUUUAAACCUUGUCUAGAGAUGGAAACUAACCUCAGCCCACUGGUUGUUGCAUGACAUCUUUUAUAAUUGUUUUAGUGAUUGUACUAAAUUGCUUUUAUUUAGUGUCGAAUUUACAUUAAUUGGCAUAUUCCUAUAGGUCAUUUAAGUUCUUAUUGUCAGUUAUUUUGUCCGUUAUUAAGUUAAGAUUUAGAUUCCUUCUAUAUUGUCUCAAUAUGAUUUAGCCUGAUGUAGUAUGUUCUGAAUUGUUUUCCCUUUUCAGCAUUAAAUGUUUGCUGUACAUGUUGGAAACCACUUGAGUCCCUUUGGGAAGAUAGGGCGAUAUGUUGUUGUUGUUGUUGUUGUUGUUGUUGUUGUUGUUGUUGUUGUUAUUUCUCCUAGUCUAUUUCUAGUUAUUUUAGAAUAUUCCUAUAGUGAAUUAUCUAGAUAAGUUCACUUUUAUCUUCUUCAAUGGUAUAGUUUGAUGCAAUUAUCUAUCAAAGCAUGCAUUUUAAAUAUUUAAUUACCUAACAUAUCUAGGACAUGGAAUGUGGAAAUGUUGAUGCCAUAAGCUUUACUACAGGCUUUCAAAAUAAUAUUUUGACUAUAUCAAUUGACUUUAAGUAAGGUUGCCACAUGUAUGUCAAUGUUUCCUUUUCCCUAGAUGUGGAUAACUGCUUUCAGUGUCCAGAAGAUCAUUACCCAAACAAGAAGAGGGAUUUCUGCAUCCCCAAAUAUAUAAUUUUCCUUGGUUUUGAAGACCCAUUUGGAACAGGUUUGGCCAGCUUUGCUCUUUUCCUGUUUUGUGUGACUGUUGUGGUGCUUGGGAUCUUCCUCAAACACCGGGACACUCCCAUUGUCAAGGCCAAUAAUCGGACCCUCACCUACACCCUCCUCCUCUCCCUCCUGCUCUCCUUCCUUUGUGCUCUGCUGUUCAUUGGAAAGCCACAGAAGAUGACCUGUCUCCUUCGUCAGACAGCUUUUGGCAUCAUCUUCUCAGUGGCCAUUUCUUCUGUGUUGGCAAAAACUAUCACUGUGAUUCUUGCUUUCCAAGCCACCAAGCCUGAAUCCAAGUGGAGGAAAUGGUUGGGGAAAAGAAUGGCCACGUCCAUUGUUCUUUCCAGCUUGCUCAUUCAAGCCACCAUUUGUACAGUGUGGCUGUCUACCUUUCCACCAUUUCCUGAUCUUGAUGUGAACUCAAUGGCUGAAGAAAUUAUUCUGGAGUGUAAUGAAGGGUCAAUCACCAUGUUUUAUUGCCUCUUGGGUUUUAUGGGUUUCCUGUCCAUUUGCAGUUUCACGUCAGCUUUCUUUGCCAGGUUCAUCACCUUCAGUAUGUUGGUCUUCUGCAGUGUGUGGAUUUCCUUUGUGCCAACAUACUUGAGCUCCAAGGGGAAAUACAUGGUGGCCGUGGAGAUCUUCUCAAUCUUAGCUUCCAGUGCCGGAUUACUUGGUUUUAUAUUUUUCCCCAAAUGCUAUAUCAUUAUUCUGAGGCCUGAUAUGAAUACAAAGGAGCAAGUAAUGAAAAGAAAGCAUUAAAGAAAGUUUCUGUUUAUUCAUUUAUCAUCUGUUGUCUCUUAUUUAGAAUUUGGUUCCUAAGGUUAAUAAAAUGUCCUGAUGAGAGAUGAUAUUCUGGUACAAAGUAAUGAUCUAUAUUUUAUCCUCAUAAUUUCAUCAGAAGGAUGGGUCCCAGUCUUAGUUUGAAUUGAAGAAUCAGUAUAUGUAAGACCAAUAUUAGGUUUGGUAUUAUGCUAAUGUAUAGUAUAUUCCUCUAUCGGAAAUAUAUCAUGCCAAUUUCUUUUAUGCUUAAGCUUGUGAUUUAUUGAAUUUCUAUUGAAUUUCUCCUGAAGCUUUCCUUUCUGUAAAUGUCUUUUUGCAAACUGCAACCAAAGUCAAAAAUAAAAGUCAUCAUAGGAGCUAAUUAGAGCUAAGGCUUAUUUUUGAGUAGACAUGAAUCAGUUGGACACAGAAAUGCAUAUUCACACAGCUUUCAUUGCAGUUUCAAAUAUACUGUCAUGAUUUUGCCUGCCCCACACACUCAACUGAACACAUUAGCUAGUCUGUUAUCUACUUGAUAAUUGUAGCCAUCUCCUUUUAGUUUUUAGAAAAACUCCAUUAAAAUUGUUUGUGACUGUUCAAA
Messenger RNA from Anolis carolinensis (green anole), 3609 nucleotides. Its product is annotated as vomeronasal type-2 receptor 26. Lineage: Eukaryota; Metazoa; Chordata; Lepidosauria; Squamata; Anolidae. Bases 2109 to 3008 code for a protein of 299 amino acids. The record is from RefSeq and is a predicted model, not a curated record. Gene Ontology annotation, cellular component: plasma membrane. The transcript has a single exon. Gene Ontology annotation, biological process: G protein-coupled receptor signaling pathway. Gene Ontology annotation, molecular function: G protein-coupled receptor activity.